AUGGAAGACAGCAACUUCGGAUCGAAGUACGACCGGCAGGUGCGUCUGUGGAGCGGGAACGGGCAGCGGUCGCUGGCAGGCAGCCGGGUGUGUGUGGUGAACGGGUCUCCGUGGGCCAGCGAGAUCCUCAAGAACCUCGUUUUGCCCGGCGUGGGGUCGGUGGUGGUGGUGGACUCGGCGGCGGUGGGCGAGGAGGACCUUGCAAGCAACUUCUUCCUUGGCGGCGGCGACGUCGGGGCGCAGCGGGCAGUGCGGCUUGCGGAGACGGUCAGCACGCUGAACCCGGACGUGUGCAUCACGGCCGUGGUGGACGACAGGGCUCUCUUCGGGGACGGGGACGAGGACGCGGGCUUCUGGAGCUCCUUCGACUGCGUGGUGCUGUGCGCGGGGCCGGCGUACCACGCCUGCGAGAGCCGGCUCAGCGAGCGGUUGUGGGCCCUCGGCGUGCCGCUGCUCAAGGUGGGCGCCGUGGGCUUCUACGCGUACCUGCGCAUCCAGACCGGCGAGCAGGUCAUCGUCGAGACGCACGAGAGCAACCUGCACGACCUGCGGCUGGACCUGCCGUGGCCCGCGUUGCAGCAGCACGUGGACCGCACCAGCCUCGCCGACGACAGCUACCUCCGAGCACCGUACAGCGUCGUGCUCUCGAAGGUGUUCCAGCAGCUGCAGCAGAACGCGGACGGCAGCCGCCGCCCGGCGCCGGCGGCGGUGCGAGCAGCGCUCAAACGCCUCUACCGCACGGGCGACGAGCUCAACUUGGACGAGGCGUACAGCAAGGCGUACCUGCUCAUGCGGAACUCCGCCGAGAUCCCGCCCAGCGUGGCGGACAUCCUCGCCGACCGCAAGACCACGCAUCUCGACGGGUCCAGCUCGCUCUUCUGGAUCCUCUGCAACGCCCUCAAGUGCUUCUACGACACCUUCCACGUCCUCCCGCUCAGCGGCGUGCUCCCGGACAUGGAGUCUGACACCGCCGACUACAUCCGCUUGAGAAACAUAUACACCGACAAGUUUGAGCAGGACCGGCGCUUCAUCCGCGACAAGGCCCUCCUCAGUCUCCGCCAGCUGCACCGGUCCCCGGACGAGCUCGCCGACAACGACAGCCUGCUCACUCUCUUUGUGAAAAACAGCCGUUUCUUGAAGGUUGUCCGAGGCAGCAAGUGGGACACAAUGCCCAAGAUCCUAGAGGUGUUCAAGUCCGGCAACGAGCAGCUGGCCGACAAGGCGCUGAUCUACUUGGCCUUUUUGACCCUAGAGAGCUUUGCCCGGGAACAUCACCGCUCUCCGACCUUUGACGACCGGCCCGAGCUGCGCACCACCGCCAUUGCCAUCCUUUGCAACAACCACGACGUCAAAACCUUCCCCGAGGGCUUCGACAAGGUCUUGGAUGAGAUGUGCAGGGCGUGUGGCCGCAGCCUUCACAACGUCUGCGCCGUCAUCGGCGGCAUCACUGCCCAGGAGGUCAUCAAGAUUUUGACCAACCAGUAUAUCCCUCUUGACAACUGUCUAGUCUACGACGGCAUCACAGGGAGAACGUCCACCUUCAAGCUCUGA
Messenger RNA from Pichia membranifaciens NRRL Y-2026, 1551 nucleotides. RefSeq lists its product as hypothetical. Gene Ontology annotation, biological process: protein neddylation. NCBI's taxonomy places the organism in Eukaryota, Fungi, Ascomycota, Pichiomycetes, Pichiales, Pichiaceae. The transcript has a single exon. Bases 1 to 1551 code for a protein of 516 amino acids. The record is from RefSeq and is a predicted model, not a curated record. Gene Ontology annotation, molecular function: NEDD8 activating enzyme activity. Gene Ontology annotation, cellular component: cytoplasm.